Molecule: messenger RNA, 549 nt
Organism: Naegleria gruberi
Lineage: Eukaryota; Heterolobosea; Eutetramitea; Acrasida; Naegleriidae
Exons: 1
Coding region: 1-549 (182 amino acids)
Source: RefSeq, a predicted model, not a curated record
AUGCAAUUCCUGCCCAAUACAAUUACCCCAGGUUUUCACAUCUCCAUCCGAGUCAUCAACCAACCACCACCUUCUACUAGAAAUUAUCUUGAAACCAUCAAUAGUAAUGGCACUUUAAAUUUUGCCUAUGGGUCGAUCAUAACUCCACCACAAAACUAUGUUCAUGGAAUGAUCGAUGAAAAUGUCAUGACGGAUAUUCUAUCUCAUUUCUCUUUACAUUCUAUGGCUCCUCUUGAAUAUCACAUUGUUCAGAGAAUACUUGUUGGUCAACCGGUGUUUAUUAAAAUUCCAAACUCUACGGAAUAUGGUGGAUUAUUCGCAAACAAGUUGAUUGGAUUGGUGUUUCAAGUGAAAAAUGAUGUUUUAGUAUGUGUAGUUGUCAAGACAGAUGGCAGCUCUGUCGAUGAUUGUGCAAUUUCAAAAUUAUUCAAAAUAGUGCAAGGAGCUUCUGUAAUAUCAGAGGAUUCAUUGUUUUCGAGUGGAGAUGUAAAUAUUGGAAAUGAAAGACGUAAAUAUAUAUACUUUGUUCUUGGGGAAUUUCUCAACUGA